UAUAAAUAGAACAGUUCAUUGCCAAGUCAAGGCCAAGUCUAGUCUGAGACGCCAAAUAAUUAACGAAACUCUCAAGAUGACCGCCAGUGCAAUACGUAGCAUGAACGAUUUCUACAAGCGCGUGGAGGCUGCAGAUGACAAGCUAAUUGUCUUGGAUUUCUAUGCCACUUGGUGUGGUCCCUGCAAAGAUAUGGAAGGAACUGUCAAGAGCUUGGCCCGUCAAUAUGCCUCCAAAGUGGUGUUCAUCAAGGUCAAUGUUGACAAAUUUGAUGAACUAACUGAGAAAUAUAGUGUAAGAAGUAUGCCCACAUUUGUUUUCCUAAAAGGAACACGCCGUGUCUUUAGUUUUUCUGGAGCCGAUGAUGAUAAGCUCAUCAAGACAGUGAGCAAAUUGGCCAAAUAGAAGUGAAACAAUCCAAAUAACAAAAGGCGCGGAGGCGCAGGCGUCCCAGUUAAAUGACUUUUUUUUUAUAAUGUUUAUGAAUGUGUCCUGUGAACAGUUUAUUUUUGUGACCAAGUCCAUAGUUCUUAAGUAAUUUUAUAUACAUAUGAACAUCUGUGAUGCCUUGUCGCCCUAUAAAUGACUGAACCCUACAUAAAUAAUAUAAGACAAUAAACAAAAUUACAUUUAUAACGCACAAUA
Messenger RNA from Drosophila willistoni, 643 nucleotides. Its product is annotated as thioredoxin-1. Lineage: Eukaryota; Metazoa; Arthropoda; Insecta; Diptera; Drosophilidae. The record is from RefSeq and is a predicted model, not a curated record. The transcript has a single exon. Gene Ontology annotation, molecular function: protein-disulfide reductase activity. The coding region runs from base 77 to 403 and encodes 108 amino acids.